AAGAAAUUAGUAGACAUUUACGAAGUGCCACUGGUUCUUACACUAUAAUUUUGUGUUCUUUGGGAUAACACGCUACGACAAUGAAAAUCAUAUCUAUUUUGUUGGCAACAGUUGCAUUGGUGGUUUCAUCUCCAACAGACAGUCUCAAGAAUCGAUUGGCAAGACACACUCAUGGACGUCAUGCAGGAUAUAGUGAACAUAGUGAAAUAGUAGAACAUGGGCAUGGGCAUGGACAUGGACAUGGACACGGACACGGUACAAGCAGUUCGAGCUCCAGUUCUUAUUCUUCGGGACAUUCGCAUCACGGUUCUGGUGGACAUUCAUCUAUGGGACAUGGUUCCAGUGGACAUUCAUCUAUGGGACAUGGUUCCAGUGGACAUUCAUCUAUGGGACAUGUUUCUGGUGGACAUUCAUUAGUUGAUGAUAUAGGACAUACUGGACACGUAAGUGGUGGCCAUUCAACUCAUCAUCACAUCACACAUGGCUCAAACGGUGGAUCGAUUGGAUAUGGCCACGGUGUUGACACAAUAACUCAAACUACACACUCAGUUCACGGUAUCCAUGGUGUUCAUGGUGUUCAUGGUGUCGAUGUUGUUCAUGGUGUCAAUGGUGUUCAUGGUGUCAAUGGUGUUCAUGGUGUCAAUGGUGUUCAUGGUGUCAAUGGUGUUCAUGGUGUCAAUGGUGUUCAUGGUGCUAAUGGUGUUCAUGGUGUUAAUGGUGUUCAUGGUGUUAAUGGUGUUCAUGGUGUCAAUGGUGUUCAUGGUGGUCACGGUGUCCAAGGUGUGCACGGUGGAUCAAUUGGUACUUCUCAAAUAACUCAUCUGGAGACGCAUGGUUUAAGUGGUGGAUCUGUCGGAACUCACGGAGUCCAUGGUGGUUCAAUUGGUACUGUUGGUUAUGACACUGUUGAUGUUAUAGGGCAGACUCAAAACUCUCACUUAAAUGGAGGUCACUCAAUCGGUGGAAACAGCGGAUUAAUUCAAGAAACAGCAAUUCAUCAAGUGACUCAUGGAUCUGCCGGGGGAGUUGGAGCUAACAGCGGAUUGUUUGAAACUAACGGAGGAUUUGUUGAAACUGUCGGUGAAGGCACUUUUAUCGACAUUGAUUCUUUGGUCGAUAGCCAAUCAGCACAACACGGAAGUCACGGUAUCGGUGGUGUAGGACAAUCGUUACACACAAGUGUUGGCUCUAAUGUUGGCACCGUCCACGGAGUCUCUGGUCAUGCCUCCGGAAUUAUGCACGGAGAAAGUCAAUUGAUUGGUGUUGGCGUACAGCACAGUACAUCACACAACGCACAAUCAAGUAGCUCACAUAGUGAAUCGCAUAGUGAACAUUCGUCAUCCCAACAUAGUGGACGUCGUGAAUCGAUGACGUCAGUGGGUUUAGUGGGAACUAGUCAUGGCUCUCAUGGUAUUCAGCGUUAUGGCUCUGACAGAGUUGAACAAACACACGGACAUGGACACGGACACUCAUAUUGACUUCAAGAUAAAAACCUGGCCUUAAAGUUGUCACUUUAAUUUUUUAUUAUGCAGAACAAGAGAAAAAUUACGUAUAAUAUGUUCAGUGUAAUUAGGCACACAUGUCUUAGAAAAACUUCGAUUUUCUUUUAGCAACCAACAUUCAGUUGUCUUUCAUAUGAUUUUUAACAAUAAAUCUUCAAA
Bradysia coprophila is the source of this 1661-nucleotide messenger RNA. RefSeq lists its product as uncharacterized. NCBI's taxonomy places the organism in Eukaryota, Metazoa, Arthropoda, Insecta, Diptera, Sciaridae. The record is from RefSeq and is a predicted model, not a curated record.